UUCCAUGGAUAGUCUGUGCCAAAUGGCGAACAGACAGACAACCAUAACAUGAACGUCAGCUCAAACCGAUACGCGUAACAGGCUAUUACUCCUACUGCUAAUAGAGUUUGCGGGUAACGGACAAACGGACAAAGCCACAGGACGUUAACUCAUGGAGACAAAGCAAAAACUAACAUCGAAUGAAGCUUAGGCCUUGGGCAGUCUUCGAACGAAGGCGAACACAGAAGAAAGUGUCUUUUCGAUUCAUUGAUUUUGUGCUUGAUCCUGUCAAAAUGGUCAGCAGGGCGGCUGCAGGAACGGCAUACUUCAAGCGAACAGCUCUCGUUGUCGUUGUGGUCACGCUGGCGGUGGCAUCUCCCGUGUGUUAUGGGCAGUAUCGCGAAGCGAUCAUAUUGGCCUCUAACGCUGCGAGUGUCUUCAAUGAACUUGUUUCUGAAGUUGUCAAAGAAGAAGUCGGAACGUUUAUUCGAACGGCGUACAAGGACGGUUGUCUCGACGCCGGUUGCUGCAUGGGAUUUCAAACUCAGGUUCGAGACGAAACGCCAAAAGUACGUCACAACGUCGACUGUCCAUCAUGGGGAUGGCUGAAAUGGUCCUUUAAUGGUCCCAUGUUGGUAUCCCAUCGGCCGUUGUUUCAUUCUUGCAUGGACUGUCAAUAUGGUGAACCAGAUUGCCUCAUAACGACAGCCUCUUGUAAAGGAAAACAUACGCAAUUUUGGUUUAUGGAUGCAUCAAAACAAAAGAAAAACGCCCUCGGUGAGGCCCUGUUUACGAUCGUCAACCCCAUGUAUCCUGAUAGGUGUAUUACUGUCGACACGGUAUCUUCAAGUUUACACCUGCGCCCAUGCGAAGAGCCAACGGAAACGCAGCUGUUCUACGUGUCUCGCAACUGGAUCACGGAAGUGAAGAGGCUUCGGAGAGACAGUGACCGAUCAUUGUAAACAUCAGAGUUCAUCAAAUAAAGAUGUGAAAUUUCGAAAGCGAAGAAAAUUGUAAAGAGUUUAUCAGACAAUGUAACGAGACUAACAACAAAAUGGUAAAAAAACCUAGACUGUCAGUAGUAACAGGAAGGAGCAUCCCCAUCGAGGAAUCGAGUAAGUAGACUAACUGGUACGUGUCAGGUCAGCCAACGAUUUCUCAAUUUAGAUGUAUUUGCCAAAACAGCUCUUUGAAGAAGAUGCAAUGCCUUUUACAAUGCUCCGAGCAAAAUGAGUGCUUUGCGAUCUAUAGCACACCUUAAGGAAAUUAUUUUUGACCAGCACCUUGUAAACUGUUUGUGCAUAGUAGCUCUUUUUAUUUAUGAAUAUAAACUUAGAUAACGCAAUGGUGUCACCAGUCGCUUUGUUUGUACAUGUUUAUGAUUAUACCACCACGUAGAAAGAAUAAUAGACGAAAAUAACCGA
Messenger RNA from Varroa destructor (honeybee mite), 1403 nucleotides. RefSeq lists its product as uncharacterized. NCBI's taxonomy places the organism in Eukaryota, Metazoa, Arthropoda, Arachnida, Mesostigmata, Varroidae. The record is from RefSeq and is a predicted model, not a curated record.